AUGGCGCUGUGCGGCCGCUCCGCGCUCCUCCCGCCGCCCCCGCGCCACCGCGCCCGGCCCCGCAACCCCGCCGCCUCCGUCAGCUGCAGCCGCCUCCGAAACAUUCAGAGUAUCCUGACACAGAGCAGCAAAUCCCAGCCUGAUGGAAUCCUCUGCAUUUUAGGGAUCGACAGUCGAUACAACGAAGGCUGCAGGGAGCUGGCAAACUACCUUCUCUUUGGCUUGUACAACCAGAGCAACAAUGACUUUGAGAGGACAGGCUUUCCUGAGGAGGUGCUUGAUGAUAUAAUCAUAUUAAUCAAACCUGACAGUGUUCAUCUGUACUGCAACCCUGUGAAUUAUAACCAGCUCCUGCCCUAUGUGGCUCACUGGAGGAACCUGCAUUUUCACUGUCUCACUGAAAAUGAGUAUGAAGACGAAGAAGCCGCUGAGGAAUUCAAGAUCUCCAGCUUUGUGGACAUGGUCCGGGACUGCAGCCGGAUCGGGAUUCCCUACAGCUGCCAGGGUCACCUGCAGAUAUUUGACAUGUUCAUCGUGGAGAAGUGGCCGAUCGUUCAGGCCUUUGCUCUGGAGGGGAUCGGGGGCGACGGCUUCUUCACCAUGAAAUACGAGUUGAUGGAUGUCAGCGUUGAUUUGUGGAAGACCUACAGCAAAAUGGAUCCUGUUUCCUUGGAGGAUUUGCUCUUUGAGGAUUUAAUGAUUUUUGAACGCCAGUGGACCAACUUUUUUGCUAAUUUUGACACCGAAAUUCCCUUCAUUCUGGAGCUCUCGGAAUCCCAGGCAGGGGAGCCCUUCAGAAGUUAUUUCAGCCAUGGCAUGAUCUCAAGCCACAUAACAGAUAACAGCCCCAGCCGGCAGCCCUUUGUCCUGUUUGGCAGCCACUCCACCAAGGAAAACCUGAACUCUGGUAACUUUAAUUUUCCAUCAGAAGGACACCUUGUUCGAAACACUGGCCUUGGUGGGAGCACUGCCAAGCACAUGGUAGUGCAGUGUGUGUCUCCCAAGGGACCUCUGGCUUGUUCAAGGACCUAUUUUUUUGGGACCAGUCACGUUCCUUUCCUGGGAAACGACAACGAGGUGCACAAGGAAGCUGAUCAAGUUGCUCUGUUGUCGCAAAUCUAUUCUGCUGUUGUAGAGGCUGUGCUUGCUGGCAUUGAGUGCUAUGCUAAAACUUCCACUGAAUCCAAGGCAAAGGAGGUGGCAGAGCAGGUGCUCAUGGCUGUGUUAGACACCCUUUGCUUGACACAGCUCAAAUCUGCUUUACGCUCCAAAAUUGCUUUUCAAAUUCAGGCUGUGAACAAUCAUGGAAGAAUUACCCCGUUAGAUAACGAGGACAGCCUGAGUUUGAUCAAAACGGCGUCCAUGAUGGUGUUUGACAUUCCCGACUUGCUCACGGGAAGAGGAUGUUUGGGAUCUGUUGUGUUUUCAGAGUCCUUUCUGACAUCACAGAUACAAGUCAAAGAAAAAGAUGGCAGCAUUACUCCAGAAACCAGCCACGUUGUCCUGACUGCAGGAAUCCCGAGGUUCACGUCCUGGCUGGUUGAAGACAGUGAUGUGAAACUCUCUGAAAAGGCACAGCACGUGUUGAAGGAGGAUAAAUCUUUCCUGGGCACUUUACUCACUGGAGGGGAUGGAGUGUAUCUUUGUUCCAGCAAUCCACAGGCCAUGCCUGCAGAAGGUAAACUGUACUUCUUUUCUGAUGGCAUCCUCUUUGCUCAUCCCCACCACGGCAGCAUUUCCAUUUCCAAGAGCCACAUGAGUUCCAUCUCCCUCUAUGAUGGGGAUUCGAACAGUGUUGUUGCUGCUCUCUUCAUAGACUUCAAAAGUUCCCUGCUUCCUCACCUCCCAGUUGAAUUCCAUACCCAGAACAACUUUCUGAUGAUUGCACUUUUCCCCAAAAGAAAGAUUUAUAAAGCUUUUUACUCACAGGUUUUCUCCUCGUGGCAAAACCAGACAAGCUCAGGAUUAUCUUUAAGGGUUGUCCAGGAAGAAUUCCUGUCUGUGGAACAAAAGAGAAUGCAUUCCAGUGUUCAGAAGCUCUUCAAUGCCUUGUCUUUUCCUUCUGGGGAAAGAUGCAGGGAGCUGAAAUUAUCCUCUGCCCUUCCAGAAUUGGAGAGGUUUGUGAGACAUUUCACCAUCAGCAGCGUCAGCAACAAGCCAGUGGUGAGGGCACAUCUCCCUGUUUUGUUGCAACAGUCAGAAACCACUCCUGAGAGCAAAGCAGAGAGUGAGAAGGUGAUCAUCACCAUCCUCACUGGGCUCCCAGGGUGUCGUUCCAGUGAUCUCUGUGCUUUCCUCGUCACCUUUACCAAGGAGUAUGGAAGGUGGAUUGUUUAUAGGCAAACCAUGGAUAGUCCAGAAUGUUUCAGUGCCACCCACUUCCAGAGGUACCUGUCCGGGGUCCUGGAGGCUCAGCAGAACCUGGGGGGCCGUCAGUCCAUGUUCUCCAAAAAGAACAGGAGGCUCCUGGUGGUCCUGCAGGGAUACACUGACGUUAUUGAUGUUGUACAAGCUCUGCAGACUCACCCUGACCCAGAUGUGAAAUCUUCCUUCCUCAUUGGAGCAGUGAACACCUGUGUGGAGCCCCUGAGCUGCUACAUGGAGCACAGGCUUCUUUUUCCCAAGUUCUUGGACCAGUGUUCCCAAGGACUAGUGAGUAAUGUGGUUUUCACAAGUCAUGCUACAGAGCAGAGACAUCCCCUCCUUGUGCAGCUGCAGAGCCUGAUCCGAGCAGCAAAUCCUGCUGUUUCCUUCAUCCUGGCAGAGAAUGGAAUUGUGACAAGGAACGAGGAUAUUGAAUUAAUUCUCUCAGAAAGCAGUUUUUCAAGUCCUCAGAUGAUGAGAGCCCGAUAUUUAAUGUACCCUGGCUGGUACGAAGGCAAGUACGGGGCCGGGCCCGUGUUCCCCCCCAUGGUGCAGAUCUGUGUGUGGUUCAGCCGCCCCCUGGAGAAGACCCGAUUCGUGGCCAAAUGCAAAGCCAUUAAGUCGUUGCUCAAGCCAAGCCCCUUUUCUGGGAACAUUUAUCACAUCAUGGGCAAAGUGAAGUUUUCAGACUCUGAUAAAGUGAUUGAGGUCUGUCACAACACCUCGUCCAAUUCCCUGAGCCUGGUGCCUGUCCAGGAGGGGCCAACUCCUCCUGACUCCAGAAAUGAUCCCAGAGACUGCAGCAGUCAACAGGAAUACUUCCUUGUGUUCAUUGGCUGCUCCCUGAAGGAAGAGGAUAUCAAAGAUUGGCUCAGAGAAACUGCAAAACAGAAACCUCAGAGGAAAGCCCUGAAAACCAGAGGAAUGUUGACCCUUCAGGAAAUAAAGAACAUUCACGUGAAACGUCACUUGGACCCGCUCCCAGCUGGUUAUUUUUACAACGGGACUCAAUUUGUGAAUUUCUUUGGUGACAAAAUGGAUUUUCAUCCCUUAAUGGACCAAUUCAUGAACGAUUACCUGGAAGAAGCCAACAGGGAGAUCGAGAAGUACAACAGGGAGCUGGAGGAGCAAGAGUACCACGACCUCUUUGAGCAGAAGACAUAAAGCACGUGGGUCCUGGGGGUUUCCAAACCACCCUAAAUGCUCUUUGUCCUUGCUGGGUCACUAGAAUUUGAGGGAAUUGUCUGUUUGUUCAGCACUCCUUUCCAAACUAAGAGAUCAUUCCUGUAAGGUUGGCGUUUAACACGGGAUCUGCUUAGCUGUGUGUCCUGUCAGGUUUGCUUCCACUUCACCUUAAUUCCAGACUGUCCAAAGCAUCACCUGGAAUCUCUGGGGGGGUUGUGGGGACUUGUUCAAAAGAAGAACGAGAAGAAGAAGAAGAAAAAGAAGAAGAAAAGAAGCAAAACUUUAUUUAUUUCCUGUAGUUGGGAAUGUAAUCGUGGAAUUGGGCUUUGUGCAGAGAAUCAAACUGCUCUGGGUGUCCCUUGGAAUUUGUGGCACAGGAGCAUCAGUGAGCAGUGCUGGAUAUCAGGGUGUGGGAUUGGGGGUGUUCCCGAAGCCAGAAAUGGGGGAACACUUACUCAGAAAAGUCCCCAAUCCCACAGCUGUGGGGUGUUCCCAAAGUGAGAAAUGGGGGAACAUUGGGAAAAAUAUAGAAGAGUCCCCAGUCCCACAGCUUUUAGGUUGUUCCCAAAGUGAGAAAUGGGGGAACGAUUCAAAAACUUGGAAUCCCUAAUCCCACAGCUGUGGGGUGUUCCCAAAGUGAGAAAUGGGGGAACACUGGGA
This is a messenger RNA of Corapipo altera (White-ruffed manakin), 4209 nucleotides long. RefSeq names its product chromosome unknown C20orf194 homolog (gene DNAAF9). Lineage: Eukaryota; Metazoa; Chordata; Aves; Passeriformes; Pipridae. The transcript is spliced from 37 exons. The record is from RefSeq and is a predicted model, not a curated record. The coding region runs from base 1 to 3528 and encodes 1175 amino acids.